Protopolystoma xenopodis is the source of this 207-nucleotide messenger RNA. The record is from the annotation of a GenBank genome assembly. Lineage: Eukaryota; Metazoa; Platyhelminthes; Monogenea; Polystomatidea; Polystomatidae.
AUGGCGAUACUCACUGACGAUGCCGACUAUGCCGGCGAAACGUUUGGGAAUGUUCCACGUCCACGGUUCAACUUUGGAAAUGAUCAUGCAGACAAUGGCCCGAAACGUUUGGGAAUGUUCCACGUCCACGGUUCAACUUUGGAAAUGAUCAUGCAGACAAUGGACCCCGGAAGAGGUGCGUUCCAAGGAGUCUUCCUACCAAUAUGA